Messenger RNA from Symbiodinium sp. CCMP2592, 3501 nucleotides. The record is from the annotation of a GenBank genome assembly. NCBI's taxonomy places the organism in Eukaryota, Dinophyceae, Suessiales, Symbiodiniaceae.
AUGGAUGUGCCAGGCGAGCAGCACGUGAAAGUAUGUAUAGAUGAGUUAAGCGCUGUGGCGACUGCGUGGUUGGCCCAGAAUCCCAAGCAAUUGGAGCUUAAUGCAGCUCUCAAAGACUUCCAGGGCCUUUAUGAGUUGGCGCCCCAGAAUCCUGGCAACUUAGCGACAGAUGGGCGCAGGCGGUUCGCACGCCUGCAGCCCCUUGCGAGCUUUGUUGCGAGCCUGAAAGGAUUUCUGCAUGAUACAUUGAUACCGACUGCAAAGUCUUGCGUGCGUAAAGUGUCUCGGGUGGUCUCGCCUUAUUUUGGAGGUGUGCCGCUGCACGAUCAUAGCGACUCGCUGCCUAGUGUGGUGAAUGAAUCAUUAACAUUCGCAAUUCUCAACCCUGGAAGAAUUGGGCUCUCCACAGUUGCCGGUGAAGACAUUUUGUGGUGGCGUUUGUUUCAUAUUUGUUCUGUGUUGGUAGAGCGAAAUAUCCAGAUUUGUGUUUUGCCGGGGGCGAGAUGGCCACCUGGUAGCACACUGCCACCUGGAAUUCCCUUCAAGUGGCUGGGCGUGCAAACGUCUUCCUGGGGAGCAGUUGGGGUCCUGGUGGCUACUGAGUUGGACACGGAAGUCUCAUGUAUUGAACAGUUGGGGUCCUCAGUGAUUUUGUGGUUACUAGUCCGCGGUAGUGACCGCACACAGGGGCCAGCUGUCAUUCUGGGAGCGAUCUACCCCAAGCCAGGAGGCGACCUGGAAACAUGGCAGCAGAUCUUGGAUGAAUACCAGCAUCUAAAGACGUGCUACCCAGGAACUCGUAUCUUGAUCGCAGGGGAUGCCAACAUACACCUAGAGACGGUGGUCUCUCACCAGGCAGAGUGUCGUUGUGUACACUGCCGCCAGAGCUCCGUGGACAGAGAAAUUGAAAGACGAAUUGUUGCCGCGGGCCUCGUCUGUUACAACCCGCCUAAACCCACGCAUGUAAGCGGCACAACUAUUGAUCUGGUGCUCGGGGCAGGUGAUGCGAAUGUCCCGGUCGAAGUUAUCGAGGAAUCUGUGGGUUUGUCUGAUCAUUUUUUGGUUAUUGCCAGGUGCCCUGCAAGGCUCCAGGCUUCGUUUCCUACAUCUGUGGGCCGAGUCAUGUGGGCACUGUCGUCCGAGUGGGAUACCGUUUGUGAAGAUGCUAGCUCGGCUUUUGCUUUGGCUGUCUGCGUCAUAUCUGAAGCCCAGAAUGAGAUUGAUGAGUUUGGCCAUAACAUGCCGAUCAAACGCAAGCGUGCCGUUUUGGAUGCGGGAGCUUGGAUUCGCGAAGUUUUCAUUUGUAUCCUUGGCCAUUGCGCAGGCUUAGUGUACGCCAGGAAAGGAGCCCAGAAAGAGCAACCUUGGACGGCAAGUUUCCCACAGGUUCAAAAUUUCGCUUCUUACGAUGAUUAUAAGCAUGCUGUUGCUGAAUUUGAUGCAGCCACGAAACGAAGAUGUGUCAACAAGUUCUUGUCACUGCUGGCGUCCAACCCCAAUGAAAGCAAGAGGUUCCUUUCUUCCUGGUUUAAGAAGCCCAACGAUUUUCAUAUCCAUCUUACAGAUGAAGACUCCGACCAGUUGCUCAGUACACAGGAGGCUUUGUUGGAAAUACAGCAGGAUUUGAUCGAUAGAGCAGACAACGAUUUCCCACAGGAUCCUGGGUCGGCACAGGCGCUACGCGACACCGUGGUUGCCAUUCGCCGGUUUGGUGCACCCGCCCGGGGCAUUCCCGGCAUCAUGGUUGUCCCGACAGUCAACACUGGCACAAACACUGCACUGUAUAGUUGGUCUGAGUUUGAAGCUGUUUUGGCCAACAUCAAAGUCAAGAAGCAAAGCGCAUAUGGACCAUUGGCAGCAGUGAAAGCUGCUGCUCCCGCCGCUCGUAAGCGCUUCGCUGUACAUGUUUUCACUGCACUCAUGAAUCUUCUUCGCGAAGUGUUGACGUCGUUUUGCGUCCCUGCCAUGACUAUCCUGCCCCCAUAUGCAGCAGAAGCAGUGUCGGGCCUUUGGACGGGCCUCACGCCAGUCCCCGAGAUCUGCAGAUUGAGCCCUUGCUAUUCUGCGCCUCAAAUUGUUUUGAGAUUGCGCUCGCUCCGUGAUGAGGGUGUUGACCUCGCGUUCUGCAGAAGAGUAGCCAUUCAUGAUAUUGCUCGCCUUCGUGAUGUCAGUGAGCGCCAGCAUGUGGUGGAGCUCCUUGGUCACUCCCCACUGGGGGCCCUACUGUUUGUGGAUGAUGUGGUUGCUUCUUUUGCGUCUGAAGUCACUGUCUGCCAUGCCGCUACGGAGGGUUUGCAGGCCUACGCUACUGCUGUUAAAGCUGAGUUCAAUAUGGGGCCUACGAAGACUGCUAUCAUGCCGUGCUUCAGUGCCCCAGAUGUGCCGCUUCGCAGCAUUAUGUGUGAGAACUACAAGCUGUUAGGGGUCCAAUUGGAGAGAGAUUUUUCCUUCAAAGCCAGGGCCGAUUUCAUAUGUCGCGCCGGGCAGGGCUUGUUCACCGAACUUAAAGGCGUGGCAGGCCAAGCAGGCUUUCCGCCGCCAGUACUCUCCAUUGCUGUCAUCGAGCGCAUCGAGCCGGUGAUGUUAUAUGCCGCUGAACUGUUACCUCUUGUGCCGGACAUCUACGGGAAACUUAACACACUGCAAGCGUCUUGGGCUAAAUCCAUCCUGGCAGAUAAGGCUGGUGCGGCUAUUAGGGGUGUCUUGGCAGUGGCAACGGUGGGAUGGAGCCUCCGGCUUGCGUCAAAGGCAAAGAUCCGCGCUCUUGUCUAUCUGGCCAAAAUCCACCUGCUGCCUCUUGAGCAUCCCGUUGCUCGUAUGACAGCCCUUGCCCAGACGUUGGUGUCUGGCACAUGGCUGCAUGCGGUGCAGGAUCUCCGAAGACAACAUGGGGACUUGCCGCUAUUGCAAGAUUCUGGAGUUUGCAAUCAGGAAGAAGUGCUUGCAGCCAGAAUGGACAAAUCGAUCCGGAAGAGUAUUUUGGCAGCUUACAAAAAGCAUGUGGUGGCACCCUUUUUCAUUGGUUUGGACAACAAAGAGUUCCAAACAGCCGCCGCUAAGGACCUUCCAAGCCUGGGGGUCUGCUAUUCUGAUUUGUGUCCCCUGCGGCUUGAUCAGGGUUGGGCUGGGCUGCUUCGCGCGGCUCCGUUUAGUUUGUGGGGUGCUGUCCAACUGUGGGCCUUCGUUCGCCUCACGGGCUUGUGGCCGCUACAGCUGGUUGCAGGAUCGCAGGACCUGCAAAAUAUUGUAGCCUUCCCUAGGUGCCCCCUGUGCCAAGCGGAGGAUGCCACCGUAACGCACUGUUUGAAGUACUGCCCUGCCACCCGGCCACACUUGGAAGAAAGUGGUCUGACGGAGUGCCUGCCUGUUGGCUGCUCUGACUAUGAGUUCGUCAUGCUGCUUUUCCACUCCAGCACUAACACUGAGGUUGACGUCCUCAGGGUGCGCUUUGUAGGCUUUGUGGUAAGGCAUACAAUACUGUGCUACCUGGAGAGCCUGUGA